Messenger RNA from Maniola jurtina (meadow brown), 802 nucleotides. RefSeq lists its product as uncharacterized. Bases 123 to 758 code for a protein of 211 amino acids. The record is from RefSeq and is a predicted model, not a curated record. The transcript has 3 exons. NCBI's taxonomy places the organism in Eukaryota, Metazoa, Arthropoda, Insecta, Lepidoptera, Nymphalidae.
UAUGAAUGUUUCCAACAAUGCUGUUUGGAGUUAUAAGCUGAUAAACUCUCUUAGUUUAUGAAACUUACUUUUUACGAGUAAGGCUUUCAUUUUCCGAUAAAUCUUACACAUAUUUGUACGUUAUGUUACUACCAUUAUUUGUGUUGUAUGCUGUCACAGAUUUAUUUGUAACUUCAGAAUCUAUUCAGGAUACGCCAGAGAACAUACUUGGAGAAAAACGUAUAAAACCAAACGAAGGAGCUCUAAGUUUUUAUGCAUCUAUCAACAAUAAACUGCCUCCUGCAAACAACACGUUAUAUGAAAAGGACGUGAAUCCGUUACGCGUCCCAGAAAAGUUCUACGAACAACCGAAACAGAAGAGCAAAGUAAUCAAGUCACCGAAGCGAACCAUACAAAAGAUUAUAAAAAACGGCAAAACUAGAAGCAAAAAGUUUUACGUACAUCCAGUAACAAGGAAAACACAAACUGUUACUUUGGAAGACGUCAAAAUCCAAUAUAGUAACACCCAACGGAAUAUACAACAAAAUGUUAAGCCUACAGAACAUAAUCACAAAAGGAAACCGAAAAAAAAUUUAAGACUUGCAAGAUACCCGAUGCCGUUUCAUAAUUUUCAAACAAAAAUAAAUACACACAAAAGGAAUAGAAGACAUGUUGGUAGAAAUGAUGUUUUCAUAUUAAAGGAUCUAGAUGAAAUGGAAUUUUUGAGUAAAGAGAAUGACUAUGAUGUAGUAAAGACACAUGUUCAGAACCAUUGGUAGGUUUAGUGAAAUCCAUUAAACUGUAAAAGAAAGUGAGAAGACUA